UUCAACCAAUAGCAGGGAAUGUUUGCUGCAGCUAGGUUUGCUGAGCUGAGUGAAACCAAAGUACAGCUAAAGAUGUCCGACAAUGCUGAGUCUCCAACAGAAACACAGAAAGAAGAACUACAUUCACCGUCAGAAAACUCCGCGACCAGUGAGGAGAAGAAAAAAAUCGAUGUGCUGUUGAAGGCUGUGGGAGACACUCCUAUAAUGAAAACAAAGAAGUGGGCAGUGGACAGGGGGAGGACGGUACAGUCCCUCUCUCAGUUCAUUUCUCGCUUCCUCAAACUUGAUGCCAAUGAACAACUGUUCAUCUAUGUCCAUCAGUCAUUUGCACCAUCGCCAGAUCAGGAAGUGGGAGUCCUUUUUGAUUGCUUCGGCAGCGACGGGAAGCUAAUUCUUCAUUAUUGUAAAUCUCAAGCCUGGGGUUAACUUCUUUUUUUGAUGUUUAAUGAAUUUCUUGUAUGCUCCCUCUUUCGAUAUUUGCUGUCUUUCAGAUUGUAUGUAAAUGCUUUUAAAUAAAUAAUUGCAAACAUU
Messenger RNA from Xiphophorus hellerii (green swordtail), 531 nucleotides. It is a transcript of the gene atg12, whose product is annotated as ATG12 autophagy related 12 homolog (S. cerevisiae). The coding region runs from base 19 to 426 and encodes 135 amino acids. Lineage: Eukaryota; Metazoa; Chordata; Actinopteri; Cyprinodontiformes; Poeciliidae. The record is from RefSeq and is a predicted model, not a curated record. Gene Ontology annotation, biological process: glycophagy; piecemeal microautophagy of the nucleus; protein lipidation involved in autophagosome assembly. Gene Ontology annotation, cellular component: cytoplasm; Atg12-Atg5-Atg16 complex; autophagosome membrane. The transcript is spliced from 4 exons. Gene Ontology annotation, molecular function: Atg8-family ligase activity.